AUGAUAUUCAGACGACCCCGUCUCCGCGUCACCCAGCCCAAGUCGGCUUUCGCAGAGGGAAAUGCCCGCUGGACCAACCUCGAUCUCGAUCCUGUCCCUCGUCACCGUCGAAAAUGGGGUCCAUUGAGUUUUGUCGGUGAGAUACCGCCGCUUCACUUUUUGGCGUACUGGAUCUCCGACGCUUUCAACGCCGCAACAUGGCAGUUCGCCAGUAGCAUCAUCGCUGUGGGGUUGAGCUGGCGCGAGUCCCUCUCCAUCGUGGCCAUCUCAUUCCUCAUCAUUUCCUUCGUCAUUGCCGCGAAUGGUGCCGUCGGCGCCAUCUACCACAUCCCGUUUCCCGUUAUCGCCCGGGCGAGCUGGGGCUUCUGGGGCUCCUACGUCGCCAUCAUCUCUCGCGUGAUCCUGGCAAUCUUCUGGUUUGCGAUACAGAAUGUCAACGGCGGUAAUGCCGUGCGGUGCAUGAUCGGCGCCAUCUGGCCGAGUUUCCUGACGUUGAAGAAUGACAUCCCCGAGGACGAGGGCAUCACGACUGCCGGGAUGGUGGGAUACCUAAUCUUUUUUAUUGUGCAGUUCCCGUUCCUGUGUAUUCAUCCAAACAAAGUCCGGUGGCUGUUCGUUGCCAAAUCGAUCAUCGUGCCCAUUGCGUGGCUGGCGAUUCUCGUCUGGGCGUUCGUGGCCGAGGGCGGCGGAGCGAUCUUUGACCAGAAGCCCACGGUUUCCGGGUCCAAGUAUAGCUGGCUGUUCCUGGCGAAUAUGACGUCUGUACUGGGGAACUAUGCCACGCUCAGCGUGAAUCAGUCCGACUUCUCUCGCUACUCUCGCGUCAGCCCCAAAUGGCAGCUCCUCUACAUCCCCAUGCUCCCCAUCGUCUUCACCUUCAUCUCCUUCAUCGGCAUCGCAGCCUCCUCCGCCGGCCAGUCUCGAUACGGUGGCGACAUCCCCUGGGACCCGAUUGUGCUGAUCAGCCACUGGACCAGCCGCGCCUGCCGCUUCUUCGCCGCGUUUUCCUUCGCCCUCGCCUCUCUAGGCGUCAACAUCUCCGCCAACUCCAUCUCCGCCGCCAACGACCUGACCGCGCUCGCCCCGCAGUACAUCAACUUGCGCCGCGGGCAGAUCAUCUGCGCAGUCCUGUCGUGGUGCCUCGUCCCCUGGAAGAUCCUCGCGUCCGCAGGAAGCUUCCUGAACUUCAUGUCCGCGUACGCCAUCUUCCUCGGCCCCGUCGGUGCAAUCAUGCUCUGGGACUUUUGGCUCGUCAAGCGGCGGAAGUACGAUACCCUGGCACUGUAUCAGCCCUCGAACCCGACGUAUCGGUACUCCGCUAGCAUUGAUGUUGGGGUUGGGAUCCAUCCGUACCAGUUUGGGUGGUUGUUAGGCUUUGUGGGGACGAGUAUCGUCUAUGUGGGUCUGUCGCUUUGGUUCCCGGCGCGGGAGACCUUGAUUGAGCGGGCUGAGGUAUUGGGGGAGGGCGUGGGCCGCGAAGAGAAGAUGCUCGGCGUGAAGGACGGGAUAUCAGAGAAACGAUUCUGA
Messenger RNA from Aspergillus novofumigatus IBT 16806, 1527 nucleotides. Its product is annotated as NCS1 allantoate transporter. NCBI's taxonomy places the organism in Eukaryota, Fungi, Ascomycota, Eurotiomycetes, Eurotiales, Aspergillaceae. The transcript has 5 exons. Gene Ontology annotation, cellular component: plasma membrane. Gene Ontology annotation, molecular function: nucleobase transmembrane transporter activity. The record is from RefSeq and is a predicted model, not a curated record. Gene Ontology annotation, biological process: transmembrane transport; nucleobase transport. Bases 1 to 1527 code for a protein of 508 amino acids.